This is a messenger RNA of Cynocephalus volans (Philippine flying lemur), 2247 nucleotides long. RefSeq names its product myelin protein zero like 1 (gene MPZL1). Gene Ontology annotation, cellular component: plasma membrane; cell surface; focal adhesion. The transcript has 6 exons. NCBI's taxonomy places the organism in Eukaryota, Metazoa, Chordata, Mammalia, Dermoptera, Cynocephalidae. The coding region runs from base 128 to 931 and encodes 267 amino acids. The record is from RefSeq and is a predicted model, not a curated record.
AGCGGGGAGUGCAGCGUGGAGGUGCUAGCGGGCGCGGGCGGCGGCUAGUUCAGAGCCCUGUGUCCGGAGCGAGCCGACCGCAGUGGGGACCGGGGCCCCGGGGCACGGCGGCUGCAGCGGGAGGAGGAUGGCCGCACCCGCCGGAGCAGGGGCAGUGAUUGCAGCCCCAGACCGCAGGCGCUGGCUGUGGUCGCUGCUGGCGGCGGCGCUCGGGCUCUUGACAGCUGAAGUAUUAGCUUUGGAGGUGUAUACACCAAAAGAACUCUUCGUGGCAAAUGGGACACAAGGGAAGCUGACAUGCAAGUUCAAGUCUACUGACACGACUGGCGGGUUGACCUCAGUCUCCUGGAGCUUCCAGCCAGAGGGGACUGACACCACUGUGUCGUUUUUCCACUACUCCCAAGGGCAAGUUUACCUGGGGAAUUAUCCACCAUUUAAGAACAGAAUCAGCUGGGCUGGAGACCUUGACAAGAAAGAUGCAUCAAUCAACAUAGAAAAUAUGCAAUUUAUACACAAUGGCACCUAUAUCUGUGAUGUCAAAAACCCUCCUGACAUUGUUGUCCAGCCUGGGCACAUUAGGCUCUAUGUCAUAGAAAAAGAGAGUUUGCCUGUGUUUCCAGUCGGGGCGGUGGUAGGUAUAGUUAUUGCUGUGGUGCUGGGUCUCACUCUGCUCAUCAGCAUGAUUCUGGCCGUCGUCCAUAGAAAGAAAAACUCAAAACGGGAUUACACUGGUGCAUCAGAGAGUUUGUCACCGAUUAAGCAGGCUCCACGGAAGUCCCCCUCCAACACAGAGGGUCUAGUAAAGAAUCUGCCUUCUGGAUCUCACCAGGGUCCAGUCAUAUAUGCACAGUUAGACCACUCUGGUGGACAUCACAGUGACAAGAUUAACAAGUCAGAGUCUGUGGUGUAUGCGGAUAUCCGGAAAAAUUGAGAAGACACAGAACAUAUCCUAAGCAAGCAACAAAUCCAAACAGGACUCUUGUGCAGAAAAUGUAGCCCAUAACCAUGUGUGGCCUUGGAGACCCAGGCAAGGACAAGCACAUGUGUACUCAUAGCGGGAGAAAAAGAUAUAUAUAAAGGAUAUGUAUAAAUACUCUAUUUAAUCAUCCUGACGUGAGGAGCCACCGUUGCAUGAUGAAAAGAUGGUAUAAUUCUGCAGAUAUACAAAUUGUCUUGCUGUUUUUGUACUUUCUGUCAGGGUCAUUUACAACUGGGAAAUUUCAGUUUCCUGUCACUAUCAUUUAGAUAUGGUUUGCCUUAACAGAGACAGUAGCAGAUAUUUUAGUAUUUCUAGUAGACAUGGCCUUUUCAUCUGAGGGCUUAACUAGUCUUAGCAUUUAUUGUAGUUGGAGAAUGGAGACUCUACGAUGGAAGCACGUCCAAGGUGGCCUUCAAGUGUCGGCACUGUUUAUUUGGUGGUAGCUUUUAGUAAACAUCCAUUAGCUAUGCCCUGGAAGACAGUUUGAAACAUUUUUGUUGUUUUGCUCUCUACAACAGGGCAAUUUUUAGCCUUACACGUUCUGUAGACUUACUUUAACGUUGCACCCUUUAAGUGUGUCAUAUCCAUUUGUGGAUUCAUAAUAGCAAGAUAGGCAAAGGAUACAUGCUGGAAUUCACUUCUUCUAGGUACUUUUAGAUCAAUACCGUAGAGAUAAUUAAAGUAGAAAAUCUGGGCUUGCUUGAGGAGUAUUGUGCCAUUUGGAGAGUAAAAGGUUAUCAGUUAAUAUUCUUUGCUGAAGUCCUUCCUGCUUGAGAUAAGAGUCCCCACACAGCUGAAGGACAGGAGUUUCUUUCCUACUAAGUGGGCAGCAAUGGGAUCAUUAGAUUGCCACUCUCCUGGAUCUGAGAGCUCUCUAGAGAUUCACCUUCUCUGUAAAGCUUCAGUCAUGCUUCCAGCCAGAGGCAGCAGCAGUCAUGGCUUUAUAAUAUCUUCAGGGUGCUGUAGAGACCUUUGAAACUGAAAAGGGUCAAGAUUUUUUGAAAUCAAGUGGGGCUAGUAUUGCUACUUUGGGAAUCUCUUCUCUGUUUCUGUGCGUUGUUUGCUUUUUUUUGUUUGUUUGUUUGCUUUUUUCACUCCCCUCCCCCCCAAUUACAUAGAAUUGAUAAACAAUAAGAUAAGAAAAAAUAGAAACAACUUGGGGAUCCUUCCCCAAAACUGUUUCUCCCACUAACUACCCCCCACCCCACCUCAAAUCUAUCAGUUUUUGACUGGUAAUGAAAAGCAUGGUGAAGAUCAUUAAACUUUUA